AUGCAUUCGACCAAUCCUGCUAAAGUCGGUGAAAGGCUCCUAGCCGCUCUUGUGGAUGAGUGGGCGCUAUUUCUACCAUCAACAAGAAACUCCAAUGAAGCAUUUUCGCAUUUAUUCAAGAAGACUCAGUCAAUCGUACUGCUGCACUCCGCUGAAUUUCUGGAAAAAGCGCAAACUCUUGGAAAUAUGCAUCCGAAUCUGAAGACUCUGGUGCUUCCAUCCUGGGAGGAUUUGAUCAAUGGCAAAACCAGAUACUACCCUUACACGAGCACUUUUAGUGCUGAUGUGGAUAAUGACUGUUCGUUGACUCUGCCAGGACUUCCGAAGCCAAUCUACCUGACACAUGGCUAUUUUGCUGCAUUUGAUAACAUUUCGCGUUGUCCUCUUCCGCCAGGCAGGAAACUUGCUAUUCCCUCCGGAUUUUUUUCCAAGGACGAUUCAAUGUUGACAGUCACACCGUUCUUCCACGUAAUGGGUUUUGCUGCUUUCAUUCAAGCCAUUUUCCACGGGACACCAUUCGCGAUUCCUCCUCUCAAGCCAUUGUCAGGGGAGCUUAUCAUCAAUACUAUCAAGACUCUCAAGCCCCGAGCGGCUACUCUGCCCCCGUCUCUGAUUGAAAAUAUCUGCAGCACAAAAAUGGGGAUGGAUUGUCUCAAUCGCUUAGACUAUCUCUUUUUUGGAGGAGCCCCCUUGGCCUUUGAUAUCGGCGAGGCGUUGCGAGAAAGGGUGCGCUUGAUCUCACUCAUUGGCUCAACUGAGAUGGGGGUGAUACUAUCGAUGGCCCCAGAGGAAAGUGCAGAUUGGGCAUAUUUUGAUUGGGCCCCAAACUCCAACGUCUAUAUGGAUCCAGUUGACAGCGACUUGCACGAGCUAGUGAUCCGUCGAGGCAAGGACCGCAAGGUCCACGGAAUCUUCCAUACAUUCCCUGAUCUCAGGGAAUAUCGGUCACAGGAUCUCUUUCGACGACAUCCGAAUAAAGCAAAUCUGUGGCGUUAUGCCGGACGUUUAGACGAUGUUAUCGUUCUCAGCAAUGGUGAAAAGUUCAAUCCUAUUGCUACCGAGAAGGCCAUAGAGGCACACCCAUUGGUCUCAAAGGCCAUAGUCGUCGGACAAGCAAGAUUUCAAUCCGCUAUGCUUAUUGAACCAAACUGGGACCUGUGGACAGAUAAUGAACAUACAGUUGAAGAUUUCUUGGGUGAAGUCUGGCCAUUAGUUGAAAGGGCAAAUGAAAUGGUCCCCGCAUAUGGGCGAGUGAUGUUCAACCGCAUCGGUCUUGCGUCGAAAGCGAAGCCCUUCAAAGUAACCGCAAAAGGAAGCACCCAGCGCCGACAGGUGAACAAUGACUACCACAUUGAAAUUGACAGCCUGUAUGCAAAGGAGCCAAUUACCAAAUUGGAGUUUCCCAAGACGCCGACAAUAUCUUCAAUCACUUGCUACAUCCAGCAGGUUGUCCACGGCCAGCUCAACAGUCCGGCAAUAGAUGACUGGGCUGAUCUCUACGCGGCCGGACUCGACUCCUUACAGACCGUAUCCAUCGCAAAUAUGUUGAAUAAAGCCAUCAAUCGCCGGGAGCCCAAUAGUGAAGAACUGAUCACUGCACAAAUGGUCUAUGAUCACCCAACCAUUUCAGCCCUGUCGCACUUCAUCAACAGCUUUCUACAUGGGAGCCGCGUUGAGAUGGCUAUAUCUCGAACUACAAAGAUCAAUGAUGUGUUGAAGACUUACAUUUACGCUCUUCCAGAACAGAAAGCACUGUCUAUAUCCAGAGACACCUGCCGGAAGCAUGUUGUUUUACUCACAGGGUCAACGGGGUCUCUCGGCACUUAUAUUCUGAAUGUUCUCCUGGGUGAUCCGUCGGUAGCGAAGAUCUAUUGUCUCAACAGAUCAGAGCGUGCUGAGGAGAACCAGAUGAAGAGCCACCACAAGAGAGGCUUGAGAGUUUGGCAUUUGAACGAUGAUCGGGUUGAAUUUGUGCAUGCAGUAUUCGGAGAGAAUCACCUCGGCCUUCCUGAUACCACAUACUACAGACUGCUCAAUGCAGUCGAUAUUAUCGUCCAUAACGCAUGGGAUGUGAAUUUCAACCGCUCGCUUACUUCCUUUCAGCCGCUGAUCAAAGGUGCUUAUGACCUUUUCGACAUCAGCAGACGAGGUCGAUUCCGCCCGCAUUUCUUCUUCGUGUCUUCAAUAAGCACAAUACAAAAUUGGAAUAUAUCUAUGGGUGGUCGAUCGGCACCAGAAGACCUGAUAAAGUCUCCUGAUGCAGUCGCACAUCAAGGAUAUGCAGAAUCGAAACACGUCGUUGAGAGACUCUGCUACCACAUGUCGAGUGUGGCUCGCGUGCCAACGACAAUUCUGCGCGUGGGACAGAUUGCUGGGCCAAGCCUAAGCAUGGGAAACUGGAACAGAAGCGAAUGGCUUCCCGCCUUGGUGGAGACUUCAAGAAGUCUAGGAAAGAUCCCAAAUCAUCUUGGAAAUGCUAACAAUAUUGACUGGAUUCCAGUUGAUUUUGUUGCGGAUAUAAUAGAAGAGAUUAUGCACACUCGUCUUGAACAACAGGAAGAACACAUCUCCGCUACGUUCCACGUAGUCAAUCCACACACAUCGUCGUGGCAGGAUCUUAUUCGUCCUAUCAAAUCAAAAUACGAUCUGACUGAUGUCGACCUAUCCGAAUGGAUUCAUGAGCUUGAGCUGAUUUCACACCCAAUGACGCAGGACAUGCAAAAGAAGCCUUCCCUCAAGAACAUCAACAGCACCCAACACAAACCAACACUAUCCUCAAUCAAAGAAAAUGAGAAACAACCCAACACCAACGUGGACAAAUCACCCAAACAACAAAGGAGCCGCACAGUCCUCUACCGCUCACUAUAUGCGGUCAACCCGACCGAGUCUAACAUCCUCCACCACUUUAUAUUCCUAUCCUACAAACAGCCCCCAAACGCCCCAAAUGCCAAACCCCAAUACGGCAAGGGCCCAUGGGAUCUAGCCUUUGUGACCUUCUACACAGUCCUCCUAUCAUUCACCCGCGAAUUCAUCAUGCAAGAACUCCUACUCCCACUAGCACGCACAUACAUCAAAUCCAGAGGCAAACAAGCCCGCUUCAUGGAACAGAUGUACACAGCAAUUUACUUCGGCGUCCUCGGCCCGGCAGGGUUGUAUGUGAUGCGGCAGACGCCGGUGUGGUAUUUCAACACGCGCGGCAUGUAUGAGGGGUUUCCGCAUCGGACGCACGAGGCGCCGUUUAAGUUUUAUUAUUUGUUUGAGGCGGCGUACUGGGCGCAGCAGGCGCUUGUUAUGUUACUCGGCAUGGAGAAGCCUAGGAAGGAUUUUAAGGAGCUUGUUAUGCAUCAUGUUGUGACGUUGGUGCUUAUUGGGCUUAGUUAUCGAUUUCAUUUUGCGUUUCUCGGAAUUGGGGUUUAUGUCACUCAUGAUAUCAGUGAUUUCUUUCUUGCUGUCUCCAAAUCUCUUCACUAUAUCGCCCCAGAUUUCAUGAUCCCGUUCUUUGCGACAUCAAUCGGCGCCUGGGUGUAUCUGCGCCAUGUAUUGAAUCUCCGCAUUCUAUACUCCCUUCUAACUGAGUUCCGGACUGUUGGGUCGUACGAACUCAACUGGGAGACACAGCAAUACAAAUGCUGGAUCUCGAACAUCAUCACUUUUGGGCUGCUGGCUUGUCUUCAGUGUCUCAAUCUCUUUUGGCUGUACUGCCUUUUACGGAGUGCACUCCGGUUCCUUGCUACUGGUGAUAAGAAGGAUGACCGAUCUGAGCCCGAUGAGUCUGAUAUUGAGGCUGAGAAUCAAGGCUUGGAGGGUGUCAAUGGCCAUGCUGCUCCGAAUGGCAAUGGAGAUGCUCUUUGUGGGAAGUUGAAUGGAGCUGCCCGCUAG
Molecule: messenger RNA, 3879 nt
Organism: Penicillium arizonense
Lineage: Eukaryota; Fungi; Ascomycota; Eurotiomycetes; Eurotiales; Aspergillaceae
Exons: 7
Coding region: 1-3879 (1292 amino acids)
Cellular component (GO): membrane
Source: RefSeq, a predicted model, not a curated record